Molecule: messenger RNA, 1163 nt
Organism: Dinoponera quadriceps
Lineage: Eukaryota; Metazoa; Arthropoda; Insecta; Hymenoptera; Formicidae
Gene: Sirt4
Product: NAD-dependent protein deacylase Sirt4
Exons: 4
Coding region: 152-1099 (315 amino acids)
Molecular function (GO): NAD+ binding
Source: RefSeq, a predicted model, not a curated record
CGAACGGUGUUAAAUGGAGUCAUUUAACCUGUCGACUGACCCGCAUUUUAGUGAAUUGUAGGAUUUAAGAACAAGGAAGCACGCUUAAUAUUUAUAAUGGAAUAAAUCAAAAGUUUGUAGACCAUUAGACCUACGCAAUUUACUUAUUACAAUGCGAGAUAUUCUUACACGCACUGUUUCGCCAAUGAGGUUGUGUACGCACUUGUUUAAAUCAAGUCUUGCCUUUGUUCCAAAAUGUGGCCCAGUAAGAACAGAGGAUCUGAUGAGAUUGAAGGAAUUUAUUAACAAACAUCAUCGAUUGUGCGUAUUAACCGGAGCAGGAAUAUCCACGGAAAGUGGUAUUCCUGAUUAUAGAUCGGCAGAAGUCGGGCUUUACGCACGUAGCGAUCGUAGACCCGUCCUCUAUAAAGAGUUUUGUGACAGCGAAAGAAUCAGAAGACGAUACUGGGCUAGGAAUUUUGUUGGUUGGCCAAGAUUUUCGUCUCUCAAGCCAAAUAUUACACAUUUAAUACUGAAAGAUUUAGAAUACGUUAAGAACAUAGGAUGUAUCGUUACACAAAAUGUAGACAAUUUACAUUCAAAGGCAGGAAGUAAAAAGAUAAUAGAGUUACAUGGUACAGCGUUCAAGGUAAAGUGUCUUAAUUGCGAUCACAAGAUAUGUAGAUACAAACUUCAAGAGGUUUUCCAGGAACUUAAUCCAUCUAUGAUUGCAACUACUCAGAUAAUAAGACCUGAUGGAGAUGUGGAAUUAUCACAGGAACAAGUAGAAGACUUUAAUGUUCCAGCUUGUGGUAACUGUGGAGGUAUCUUGAAGCCAGAUAUUGUAUUUUUUGGAGAUAACGUACCACGUGACAUAGUGCAGAAUGUGAAAACUAACGUGGAGAGUCUGGAUGCUCUGUUAAUCCUGGGCACAAGUCUUAGUACAUUUUCUGCAUACAGAAUUGUAUUGCAGGCAAUCGACGCCAAAAAACCAAUAGCGAUAAUAAAUAUUGGCAAAACUAGAGCCGAUGAAAUGAUAAACUUAAGAGUGGAGGGAAGAUGUGGAGACAUUUUGCCAAAAGUUUGGCAACUAGAUGCUCCGAACAAUUUAAUGAGAUAACGACGGAUGUAAAUAGCUUUUAAAGAUUAACUUGUGGACGUGGUAACUUAAUUAACUGUUGGAU